Ostreobium quekettii is the source of this 564-nucleotide messenger RNA. NCBI's taxonomy places the organism in Eukaryota, Viridiplantae, Chlorophyta, Ulvophyceae, Bryopsidales, Ostreobiaceae. The record is from the annotation of a GenBank genome assembly.
AUGGUAAACCGCCAGGUGGCGCCAGAUGGCCAAGCCCAGGAAUUUGCGGAGCUUGCAUGCAAUCGGUGCACCGGCGUGCAAUCCGCGGCGGUGUGCGCGUGCCUGCAGCAUCUUGCAUCGCGCUCCUUCCGAAGCGGCGGAGACAUUGCCCGGGCUGUUUUGUGCGCAAGAAAGUCGAUCUCCAACGCGCAUCGGAGGAUCCCUUGCCGCCUUGGCAAGCACAAUGGACGACAGGACUCGAAGGUCGCACAGGCACCGCUGGUCUUCGGAAGCGCGUGGCGGGCUCACAGCCAGUAUCUGGCCUGCGUGAUGCUCCUGGCAGAGUUGCACGAGCUGUCGGGAUGUCCCCAGGAUGCCCGUUUGGAAGCAACAGAAGCGCAGAAAUACGCCGAAACAUUGGCUGCGAGGCUGCCACAAGUUAAGAUGAAGGUUCUCCUAGGGAAGAUAAUGUGCAAAGAAGGUGCAUUGAGUGAAGCCGAGAGCCUGCUGCAAAAAGCAAAGGCAACUAUUCGAGGUGGUGAGUAUGGACCCCUCCUGGACACUGUACUCGGCCAAUGUCGUUGA